AUGGACAAUGACAAGUCUGUUCAGUACUUGGAGGGGCUAUUGGGUCGUACACUGCGGAUUCAUACCACGGAUACUCGAAUGUUUGUUGGGCUUUUCAAGUGUACCGAUGCGGACCGCAACAUCAUCCUUGCGAACUCUUUUGAAUACCGCAUGCCUACUACAUCCGCCGUCCAGGCCGCCGCAGACGAGAAGGAAUCGUGGGGAGAAGGACAAGAAGCAAAGAUCACAACAGUCAAGGUGAACAUGACACACCGGCUGAUAGGCCUCAUUGUGAUCCCUGGACGACACAUCACGAAAAUAGAGCUGGAGUAA
Messenger RNA from Penicillium paradoxum, 312 nucleotides. Its product is annotated as LSM domain-containing protein. Gene Ontology annotation, cellular component: NatC complex. Bases 1 to 312 code for a protein of 103 amino acids. The record is from RefSeq and is a predicted model, not a curated record. NCBI's taxonomy places the organism in Eukaryota, Fungi, Ascomycota, Eurotiomycetes, Eurotiales, Aspergillaceae. The transcript is spliced from 2 exons.